AAUAUAUAUACAAUCUUUUAUGGAGUACAUUGUACUCCGUCAUUGUUUUUGAGGAGCGGAAUUGAAAGAGAUAUGGUGGUUGCAGUAGCCGGAGCAGUGAGAGCAGGAUUACUAGGGCAAGCUGCAGCUGCUUCUAGAAACACGGUCGUCUCCUUCAAUCGCCGCCGGAAAUGGUCUCCCGUAGUUUCCUACUGCUACUCUUCCCCUUCUUCUUCUUCGAGAAAAUUGAUAUUAUAUUCAAAGCCCGGUUGCUGUUUGUGUGAUGGCCUCAAAGAAAAGCUCGCCGCCGCUUUCUCCAUCUCCGGCUCCGAAUAUGUGGUUGAUUUAGAGGUGAGAGAUAUCACAACUAACCCCGAAUGGGAGAAGGCCUACCAAUUUGAGAUUCCUGUAUUGGCCAGACUCUGUCCUGAUGGCACCGAGGAAGUUCUUCCUAGAUUAUCUCCUCGGCUUGGAGUUGAGCUUGUUCGGAAGAAGAUCACAGCUGCAUUGGGUGAAUAAAUAAAUUAUUGAGGACUUGAAUGCAGGCUGAUGGGAGAUUUGUUUUCAUCUAGGGUAUGUCUUAUAGAAUGAGUUUAUAUUUUCAAUUUUAUUUUGGUUACUUUU
Messenger RNA from Ipomoea nil (Japanese morning glory), 603 nucleotides. RefSeq lists its product as uncharacterized. NCBI's taxonomy places the organism in Eukaryota, Viridiplantae, Streptophyta, Magnoliopsida, Solanales, Convolvulaceae. The record is from RefSeq and is a predicted model, not a curated record. Bases 73 to 498 code for a protein of 141 amino acids. The transcript is spliced from 2 exons.